AGCUGCGGGGGAGAGCUCAGUAACUUACAGGGACGUAGAUGCCCGAAGGAGGAGGAGAAGAAACCAUUGUGAAUAUGCAAAUUGGGUAUACGGAUAGGAAGCAGAGAGAGCAAAAAGAAGUAGACGUUUUCCUCAGCAAGAACAAGAGGGGCAAGUCCACGUUCUUAUUGCACCACAGUCCGAGUUGGCCGCAAAGAAUGCCGAAGGAUGGUGGAGGGCGAGCCCCACGUUCCCCAGAACUCUCUCGCUGCUUUCGGCCCAUCGCACACCGAAGAACACCUCUCCACCAACAUGUGUGUUGAUAAAGACAUGCCGAACCGGCCAAGACUGAACUCAACUCAUCGGCUGUUGAGUCCAUGGCUUCGUUUCAAUCUCCACCGGCGCGACUUUUCCGCUCCAACUCAGACCGACCGCUAUAUCUCAUACCACUGUGAUUGAACAUCUGCCAUGUCGUCAAAGCAUCCCACUCUCGACAGCCACAUUCAUCUCUGGCCAGCGUCAGCAGCAGAUGCAAAUGGCCACGCCUGGAUGAGCGAUCCACACUUCAUCCUCUCAAAGCAACAUAUCCUCUCCGACUACACGAGCGCCUCAUCUGCAAACCCACCAACCGGUGUCGUCUACGUGGAAACAGAUCGUCGGCUCGAGGACCCAUCUUCAUCAUCAUUAGAAUCCUGGGCUUCUGAAGCGAUCAAAGAGUUGCAAUUCCUACGCAGCAUUGUGGAAGGUGAUUAUGGCUCUGAAGCCUCGGCGCUACUCCAAGGCAUCGUGACCUGGGCCCCUGUACACCAAGGACAAGAUGUGUUCUCUCAAUGGUUGGAAAUAGCCGAAAAGACUACUGGACCGGAGACCUGGAGACGAAUCAAGGGGUUUAGAUUCUUAUUACAAGCCAUCACGGACAAGACCGAAUUUGAGAAUCUGGUCUUCAGCGAUGGCUUCAUCUCGAUCUUGAAAUCCUUGGGCCGACACGAGAAGAAAUUCAGUUUUGACGUGGGAAUCGACCAACGAAGCGGUGCUACCUGGCAACUGGAAACGUUUACCAAAGUCGUGGAGAAGGUGUACGAAGGCGUGCCAGAAGAGGAGAGAACAGUGUUGAUAUUGAAUCACAUGUGCAAACCCUCCUACACAUCUACAUCCUCGGACUCAUUCGUUCGCUGGAAAUCCUGCAUCCAAAACUUUGCCUCUCACCCUCAAGCCUACAUGAAGCUUUCAGGCGCCUUCUCAGAACUCAGCGAUGAUGCUUCACCGGUCAACACUGUGGAUCCCAACGUCUUGGCGCAAAGGAUGAAGCCAUGGACCGAUGUGGUCUUUGAUGCCUUUGGCCCGCAAAGAGUCAUGUUCGGAAGUGACUGGCCGGUGUGCAAUGUCAAGGGCCCGAAGGGAGAAGGAAGUUGGCCAGUCUGGACAAGCGUGGUCGAGGAGGUUCUAAGUCAGCGAAAGUGUACGGAAGCCGAGAAGGCAAGAGUAUGGAGCGGAACAGCCAAGGAGGCCUAUAGACUAUGAGCCUAGGUGACAGAUGCCAAGCGAAGGGAACGAGAUGUUCAGAUUCAUGGCGUGAGCAUAUGGACAAAAUGAUAUAGAUCGAGAGAAAUCAAGAGGAUAUACGAAAACAUAAGGAAAACAUCCACCCAGAUGAAGAGACAUUAAGACUCUGGCCUCCACUGCUUGCCGCCCUGCGCCGAGAUCAUGCAUGAUUCAUCUGCG
Molecule: messenger RNA, 1701 nt
Organism: Aureobasidium pullulans EXF-150
Lineage: Eukaryota; Fungi; Ascomycota; Dothideomycetes; Dothideales; Saccotheciaceae
Exons: 2
Coding region: 448-1500 (350 amino acids)
Molecular function (GO): hydrolase activity
Source: RefSeq, a predicted model, not a curated record